AUGGAGGAAUUUAAUAUUUUAAAAGCAGGAAAUAUUAUAGUUCGACAAAGAGGAACCAAAUUUUAUCCGGGAGAAAAUGUUGGUAUGGGGAGGGACCAUACACUUUAUGCAUUGGAGCCGGGAUUUGUCCAAUUUUAUCAGGAUCCAUUACAACCUAAAAGGAAAUUUGUAGGAGUUGUAUUUGAUCGGGCAACUAAACUUCCAUUAUCUAAAAACGAACCGAGAAUUAGAAGAUUAGGAAUGAAAGAAGUUGAAAUAAAUUGA
Molecule: messenger RNA, 264 nt
Organism: Pneumocystis carinii B80
Lineage: Eukaryota; Fungi; Ascomycota; Pneumocystomycetes; Pneumocystales; Pneumocystaceae
Product: ribosomal protein L27
Exons: 3
Coding region: 1-264 (87 amino acids)
Biological process (GO): translation
Cellular component (GO): mitochondrial large ribosomal subunit; ribosome
Molecular function (GO): structural constituent of ribosome
Source: RefSeq, a predicted model, not a curated record